Molecule: messenger RNA, 633 nt
Organism: Mycena indigotica
Lineage: Eukaryota; Fungi; Basidiomycota; Agaricomycetes; Agaricales; Mycenaceae
Exons: 2
Coding region: 1-633 (210 amino acids)
Source: RefSeq, a predicted model, not a curated record
AUGUCAGGUCGAGGUACAGUCAAGCAUCAUGAUUCCUCACCUCCAGUGCCACAGCAGCCUCACAAUUUCAUUAUGAUUCCUAUACUUCCUUACAACAAGAAACUGACACUUGGCUACAUGCGUAAAAACCAGCCAUUUCAUUUAGACGAGCUUCCGGAAGAAUACUACCCAUGCUCUGGCAAAAGCGACCGCCCGCCAGAUUUUGUCUUUGGCUUUCCUUUUCGUUUUGCUAAGGGCGACCAGGAUCUUACCGGCACUGCUGCAAAAUUGUAUGCCAUGCAAGACAAAAUACCAGACGAGAAGUUCCGGGAUCGAACCAAAUAUGGUGCUGCACGCGCCAUCGCGGAAUACGUUCGCGACUCCAUUGACGGCGACUUUAUCGACUAUAUCAACCCCUGCCCUGUUGAUACUAACGAAGAUAUUUACCUCGUUUUUCGCCUCUAUGCUUCAUUUAUGCCCGCCUCCCCCCGUCCCCCAGAUUGGGUUGCGCAGCUGGCCGAAAUCGCGAAGGAUAUUCUGCAGGAGCUGGGGUGGGAGGAUGUGGAGGAACCCGGCUGGUAUCUGGAUGUUAUGAGCAAGGCUACAGAGAACCAUGCCGACUACAACUUUGGUAGCUCGUGGAGACGUUAUUAG